AUGCAAUAUAAGUUGAACCAAUUAAUUAUUCUGAGCUUACAAAAAAAUCAAACACAAAGUACUCCAGUUCCAAUGCAAGUUUUGCCACAGAUAGCACAAAUAACAUCUAGUCAAAGCAAGAAUACAGUAACUUCAGUUACAACUUAUAGUUUAAAUCUCUCCUUAUUAGAUUUUUUACCAUUUUCAGACUAUACAAAACAGAGUCAAAAAAGACUAAGUAAAGAUACUACUAAAAAUAAAUUAUCUAGUAAAAAAUCAAAACAUAAUAAGGAAAAAGAUAAUAAGAAAGAUUCUAAUAUUAUAAAAAAAACUUAUUACAGAAUUAAAAUUUAA
Molecule: messenger RNA, 333 nt
Organism: Cetraspora pellucida
Lineage: Eukaryota; Fungi; Glomeromycota; Glomeromycetes; Diversisporales; Gigasporaceae
Source: the annotation of a GenBank genome assembly